Messenger RNA from Haliotis rufescens (red abalone), 485 nucleotides. RefSeq lists its product as uncharacterized. The transcript has 3 exons. The coding region runs from base 23 to 289 and encodes 88 amino acids. Lineage: Eukaryota; Metazoa; Mollusca; Gastropoda; Lepetellida; Haliotidae. The record is from RefSeq and is a predicted model, not a curated record.
UGGCCACCAAAAGCAGACGAUCAUGAUGAACGACGUGCCCACGGAAAACUCAGCCCUGGAAGCCACACACUGCCACCAGAGUGCCCUUGGUGAGAUUGAUAAGAUGAACAAGGAAUUGGAGCAGCUCAAGGAAGAUUUGUUCAAAACCAGAGUGAAGUCUCACAUCCUCCACGUUGACCUGGCCACCCAGUUCAGCCCCCAUAUGGUGGAGAAGUUGAGCCGUGUUAAGGAGGAUUGCAACAGGUGCUCUAUGACAGUUAACAUGCAUCUCCAGGCAGACCAGAAGUAGAUGUCAGGCACAUAGAGACAUGGAGUGAAGAUGGAACAAGCAACGUUUUCCCGUUUUCUUGUGUAAAAGGCAGUUCUGGAAAUGACAUUGUUGACCCUGGAUCCUUUCCUUCAUGAUUUGUUUAUCAUGUUCAAAACAUUUUUUGAUUCAACACUGACACUAUCUGAUUAUCAUUUAAGAAAACCUUGGCCUACAA